This is a messenger RNA of Poecilia latipinna (sailfin molly), 2942 nucleotides long. RefSeq names its product gamma-glutamyl hydrolase (gene gghl). The record is from RefSeq and is a predicted model, not a curated record. The transcript has 9 exons. Gene Ontology annotation, cellular component: vacuole. NCBI's taxonomy places the organism in Eukaryota, Metazoa, Chordata, Actinopteri, Cyprinodontiformes, Poeciliidae. Gene Ontology annotation, biological process: tetrahydrofolylpolyglutamate metabolic process. Gene Ontology annotation, molecular function: gamma-glutamyl-peptidase activity. Bases 1384 to 2349 code for a protein of 321 amino acids.
UAAACCACCCUCAAAUGUUUUACAGUGUGCAGAGACCUGGUUUGCCAGAAACUUUUUUUUAAGAAACAUAAGUUGUUAAACAUUAGCUGUAAAUGGGCAGAUAAAUAUUUUUAUAAAUAACUAAUGUGCCGUUUGAAAAACCUCCAGAAUGUAACAUCACAUAAAAGCAGGCACUGCCCCUCAACUAGCAACCCCAGUAAGCCCAACCUGUUACCUAGCAACCCCGGUGAAGUCCAUCCCAUUACCUAGCAACCCAAGCUAAGCUCCAGAACAUUUGGUCAGCUGGUUUUACCUCUAUAUCUGCUGUACAAUAGCUGAUGAAUAAGAUAAGUGUUUUGUUGUUGACUUACCGUCCAGAAACUACUUGCUGCAUCUUUGUGGGUUGUGCAGAUGGCUCUGCUUCUGCUUUUCAAAGUUGUACAGUUGUAUAAUUUCACAUCUGUUUGCAGUCAGUGUAAAUGUUGAGUGGCCAGCAGCAGCUUGCUUAUUUGUGUUUGAAGGGACAGGAGACUCUAAAACAGCUAGUUCUGAAAGUAGCCAGAGUAACAUCUCAUUAUCUAAGAAGGAUUUUAUGCAAAAAAUUUAAUGAAUAUGUUUUGUAUAUACCUAUGUUAACCUGUUCAAGGCAGCGUAAUAGGUCACUUUUAAUUGAUCCAGGAUGGUCUUUUAUCAGUGUUAACUUCAACAGCAGCUAAAGUUAUUUCAGCCAGCUUGCUUUACUGGCAGUUUACUGUGCUCUUAUUGGCCAACAACGUUUCCUAACUGUAAGAAGUUGUACCCUAAUGUUAUGUAAUCCAAGAACUUCAGAACAGGUUGCCUAAUAAGUCAUGUUUUCGUGCAGGUUUUAUAAGCGGGAAGGUUUUUUAAAUGCACAUAAAAGCCACAGAUUUUCCAAAAUGCUUGAGCAGCUUCAUUGGGAUAAGUUUGGAGUUUCACAGACUCUUACUGCAAUCACUGAAACGGAAACAGCUUGUCCAAAGCCUCAGCCUUAAACUACUUCUUUCAUUUUCACACGCACGAUCAUGUCUGACACCACGUUUUCUGAUUUUCUGCAGCAAGUUCUUCAAGGUCUCAAAACCUUAAUUGCAGAUCCCUAUGUGAGAUGCAUGAACCUGGACUGUUUACCACACCAACGGAUGAAACAUUUCUCAAAAACUCCAUGCCAUCUGGAGGAUAUUUUGUGUUUACGUCAGCAGUGAACUUGUCCGACCGGCAUGUGCAGUAAAACAGACAUCACAUGCAAAGCAGGGAAUUCCUCACUUCCCCUUUCUGAGUGUAUCCGCCUCUACUUCUACAUAUAUAAGUCUGUAGUUACUAUUAUCACAAACUGAACCCUCUGGCAGGUUUGUAAGAAUCUUUUUUGCUGAAUUGUUCAGAGGGAAGAUGCCCAGCCGAAGAUUUUUUAUCUCCUUCUUCCUGUUUUCCAUUUGCCUCAUCUGUUGCCAUGAAGCCAUGCCUGCUAAUCUCAAACAGGAGAAACUGAACGACAGACCAGUGAUUGGUGUUUUGACUCAGAUGGUCUCAGAUGAUGUCAUGAAACCUUUUGGAGCGACAUACAUACCCGACUCUUACGUGAACUACAUCGAGUCGGGGGGAAGCAGAGUGGUGCCGAUCAGAUUGACUCUUUCUACUGCGGAGUAUGAAAGCAUCUUCACGAAGAUAAAUGGCCUGGUUUUCAUUGGUGGAGCCGUAGAUUUGAUGACCUCAGACUUUGCCAGGGUGGCGAAGAUUUUUUAUAAACUCGCUCUGACGGCCAACGAUGCAGGGGAUUUCUUCCCCAUCUGGGGAACCUGUCUGGGCAUGCAGCUGCUCACUGUGCUGGUGGCCGAAGAGAAUCUGCUCUCAGCAACUCCAGCUAGAAAUGUGGCUUUGCCCCUCAACCUAACCACAGAGGCCCACUCCAGCAGGAUGUUCCAAGGUUUUUCUAAAGAGUUAAUAAAGGCCUUGACAGAAGAACCUCUGACUGGCAAUUUUCACAAAUAUGGCCUGACAGUACAGGUUUUCCAGGAAAAUGAGAAGCUGAGUGGUUUCUUCUCCCUGCUGUCGACGAACGUCGCUGAAAAUGGAGCUCAGUUCGUCUCCACCAUUGAAGGUAAAAGGUAUCCGUUCUACGGAGUGCAGUGGCAUCCCGAGGUGAACCGCUUUCAGUGGAACAGAAAUUUUAGCUUCCCUCACUCCAGUUAUGCCAUUCAGUUGUCGUCGCAGCUGGCUGAGUUUUUUAUCAAUGAAGGACGGAAGAGUUUCCAUCAUUUUGACUCUCGUGAGGAGGAAGACGCCUCAUUGAUCUACAAGUUCACUCCUGUCUACACUUCAAACUUUACUGCCUACGAGCAGGUCUAUUUCUUCUAGGUUUUGGAGGAUGCCAAAGCCUGCUAGAUGCCUGCAUUUCCUUUUGAAAUGUGAAGAUGUGGCUUGAAUUUGAGUGCAACAUUAAAAAAAUAUUAUUUAAAGCCAUGAUAAGAUUAAAAUAAAUGUGAUUGAUACUGUGGAUUUAUGAAGACGGGCAUUUCAAAAAGAGAGCACUUUAUGUCCACUCCAGCAAAGUUGAGGUUAUAUAUUGCUGGAUAUUUUAUUUUAUUUUAGAGUUUUUCACCUUCUUGAUAACUUUGUAUGAAUUAUAUCUUCAAAUAAAGUAAAAAUUAUUGAAUGUUAAUGCCAGUAUUGAUAUUAAAAGUUAUUUUUCGUUAUGAAUUUGAAGUGCUGUUAAAAAAUUAUUUGACUCCUGUAGUCAAUUUUCCUAUUGACUCCAGGUUUCUUUUUAUAACACUUAAAUAUUUCAAUAACAAAUACAACCAGAUACAGACAAAAAAUAUGUUUGAUGGUUGACUCAGCUGAUUGAAAGAAAACUCUUUAUCCUGUUUCUUAAAUCAGGAAUUGGAUGAAGAAAACAUGAAACAGUGAACAGAUUUAUGUCGUAUAACAUAUGUAAAAGAAAAAAAAAA